Macaca mulatta (Rhesus monkey) is the source of this 745-nucleotide messenger RNA. RefSeq names its product cytochrome c oxidase subunit 4I1 (gene COX4I1). The record is from RefSeq and is a predicted model, not a curated record. Lineage: Eukaryota; Metazoa; Chordata; Mammalia; Primates; Cercopithecidae. Gene Ontology annotation, biological process: mitochondrial electron transport, cytochrome c to oxygen. Gene Ontology annotation, cellular component: respiratory chain complex IV.
GUGGCCGGUGCGGGGCCGCAAGGCCGGGCCGUGUCGGGGGGCCGGGAGCCGUCGAGUCUGCACGCCCGCAACGUGGCCGCCCGGCUUCCGCAGGAAACACUGAAUGGGCCUCGGAGCCAGAAUGUUGGCUACCAGGGUAUUUAGCCUAGUUGGCAAGCGAGCAAUUUCCACCUCUGUGUGUGUACGAGCACAUGAAAGUGUUGUGAAGAGCGAAGACUUUAUGCUCCCAGCUUAUGUGGAUCGGCGUGACUAUCCCUUGCCGGACGUGGCCCAUGUCAAGCACCUGUCUGCCAGCCAGAAGGCCUUGAAGGAGAAGGAGAAGGCGUCCUGGAGCAGCCUCUCCAUGGAUGAGAAAGUCGAGUUGUAUCGCAUUAAGUUCAAGGAGAGCUUUGCCGAGAUGAACAGGCGCUCGAAUGAGUGGAAGACGGUUGUGGGCACUGCCAUGUUCUUCAUCGGCAUCACCGCGCUCGUUAUCAUGUGGGAGAAGCUCUAUGUGUACGGCCCCCUCCCGCAAACCUUUGACAAAGAGUGGGUGGCCAUGCAGACCAAGAGGAUGCUGGACAUGAAGGUGAACCCCAUCCAGGGCUUAGCCUCCAAGUGGGACUACGAAAAGAACGAGUGGAAGAAGUGAGUGAAGCUGGCCUGCGCCUGCCUCUGUCACCUCCAUGCAACUCCAUGCCUAUUUACUGGAAACCUGUUAUGCCAAACAGUACUACUGCUAAUAAAAUGACCAGUUUACCUGAAA